Molecule: messenger RNA, 1281 nt
Organism: Rana temporaria (common frog)
Lineage: Eukaryota; Metazoa; Chordata; Amphibia; Anura; Ranidae
Gene: CFAP263
Product: coiled-coil domain containing 113
Exons: 9
Coding region: 62-1186 (374 amino acids)
Biological process (GO): cilium assembly
Cellular component (GO): axoneme; ciliary basal body
Source: RefSeq, a predicted model, not a curated record
UUCCUACAGAGCGUCGCCUAGGUGAUGGCGCAGCGUGGUGACGUCUUGGGUUGCCAAGGUAAUGAUGGCGGAGCAGGACGCUGAGAGUGUGCGGACCGAGUCUCAGGGCGGAGAGGAGCUAUAUGUGACCGAGUUCAGCAGGGAACAGCUGCUGGAGGUGACCCGACUUGUCAGCGAUGCCUUGUCUACACUCAAAGCUGAAACAGAGAUGUUUGAGAAGUUCUACAAGCGGCUGGACCCCAAGGACCUGUCACCGGUGGCAGUCUCUGAGGUCGGAGUAUCCACCUUAGACUUUAACCAGAUGCGAAACCGCCGCAGGUCAAAGUCUCGCAGUACGAUCUCUGAGCGUUUGCUGAGUCUGAGUGUUGAUCAGAAGCUGGAGCUGGUGCUACGGGAAAUGGAAGAUUCCAAAGAGGAGGCGCAGCGGGACGCCGAGAUCGCAGAUCGGAUCCUGCAGAGUUUUAAGGCCACGAUGGAGGAAGCUGAGAUUCGCAGCUCGGAAAUUAGGAAAGCCAUGUACGAGUUUGAUCGAGACAUCGGGAAGGCAGCUAUAAGCAAAAAAAAAGGUGGAGGAGUUAACCCGGAAAAGGUUCUCCGCUACGUGGAGGAGAAGACAAGGGCAAGGGACAGCUUGGUAGACAAGUUACGACUGAAGAAUGCUGCUUUGAAGAUCCAGAAAAAGAAGCUGCAGAUGCAACUGAAGCAGAAGGAGGAGAUGGGUGAAGUUCUGAAUGAGGUGGAUUUCCAGCAGCUCAAGAUAGAAAAUGCCCAAUUUCUGGAGAGAAUCGAUAAGCGGAAUCAGAAUCUUCUGCAGCUGAAGCUGAACGCAGGAGAGACAUUACAGGUUCUCAACUCCUACAAAAAGAAGCUUCACCACACCACAACAGAGUCCACUUAUCUAAGAAAAGAGAUCUCCACCAGAAACGACAUGCUGCAACGGAUCGAACAGGAAACACAGCAAGUAGAGCAGGAACGGGCCAAGGCUGAAAGUCUGAAUAAGAAGCUUAGGAAACAGCUGAGUGACUAUCGUGUCCCAGAUGUCCUAGACUACGUCCAUGAGAAGAUGGAACAGGAAGAGCUGGAGAAAACUAUCAGAGCGUGGGAGAGAAAGGUGGAGAUUGCCGAGCUCUCUCUGAAGACGCAGCGCCGGUCCUGGGAGCAGCUGAAGGCAGCCAAUGUGAUGUAGAGUCGUUUCUGGUCUGCUGGGCAUAUGCCACCUGCUGUUGACCUUCGGCUUGACUGAGGACAAGUUAUGAUCUAAAUAAACGCUUUGUCACGCUA